Molecule: messenger RNA, 525 nt
Organism: Acanthosepion pharaonis
Lineage: Eukaryota; Metazoa; Mollusca; Cephalopoda; Sepiida; Sepiidae
Source: the annotation of a GenBank genome assembly
AUGAUACAGCGUGAAUUUGAAAAAAAAGAACCCCCACCACCUAAACCUGAACUUGCAGCCGCAUAUUCGUCUCCUUUUUGUAUUUUCUUUUUAUUAAAUCAGUUUUUUCUUUUCUUUUUUUAUUCCUUUCUCUCUUACAUUUUUUUUUUAUCCUCAUGUCUUCCUGUUUCUUUAUUUUUACUUCUCUCUAAUCAUCCACUUCUAUCUCCUUUAUUUCUCUCUUCUUUCGUUCUCUUCCUCCUUAUUCGUUUUUGCUUAAUUUCAUCACUGUCAUUUUUCCCUUUCCCCCUCUCUCUUUAUAACUAUCUUAUUUUUCUAUUUUUCUCUACACUUUCUCCAUUGGUAUUUUACCCACCCCUUUCUUUUUUUUUCUCUUUCGUUGCACUUCGUAUUUUUAUAUAUUUUCAUGCUUUGUUUUUCCUGUAUUAUAUUCCUCGUUUUUUAUCCUCCAUUUUUGUUUCCUCGUUAACAUCAUUCUCUGGUUUUCUUUCACCUUUUUCUUUCUUCAGUAGCUUCUUUCGAUAA